Molecule: messenger RNA, 4339 nt
Organism: Nerophis lumbriciformis (worm pipefish)
Lineage: Eukaryota; Metazoa; Chordata; Actinopteri; Syngnathiformes; Syngnathidae
Gene: scap
Product: SREBF chaperone
Biological process (GO): SREBP signaling pathway; regulation of cholesterol biosynthetic process
Cellular component (GO): endoplasmic reticulum membrane; Golgi membrane; SREBP-SCAP complex
Molecular function (GO): protein binding; sterol binding
Source: RefSeq, a predicted model, not a curated record
GUGCGUUGGCAGGCCGCAGUGGAGAACAACAACAAAGAAGAAGAAGAAUGAGCUUCUCUGCACUAGCAGGUUCUGCAGGUCAUCCUGAGAGUGGAAACACGCGAGCUAACAUUUAAACACUUUUUGGACUCGUCCUCCAUUUAAACUACAUUCCUGCGUUCCUGGAGGGAUAUCUCUGCGGGGACUUUGUGACGUUCAUCCAGGCAAGGCUCCCCGAAUGUCCCACGACGUCCUGUCCACGGCCACCCCGCGCGCACCUAUGGCCGGGAGUUGACCCCGCCCGCCAGGAUGACGCUGCACGAGCAGCUGAGGGAGAAGAUCUCGGCGGCCUUCUACCGCCACGGACUGUUGUGCGCCACCUACCCAGUGCCCAUCAUCCUCUUCACCUCAGCCAGCAUCCUCACCUGCUGCUAUCCACUGCUAAGGCUCCCCCUGCCCGGGACGGGUCCUGUGGAGUUCACCACAGGGGUGCGAGACUACAACGUCCCUUCCCAUGAGCCUCUGGGAGACCUGGCGGAGUGGCCUGACUGGUAUCAAGGACCUCCAGUGGCCUACAUCCAGCAAUUAUUGGUCAAGGCAGCCGUGUCUCCGUGGGACAACAGCUUGGUGCCGGUGGACGUCUUUCGAUUGCCGCUCGGCCGAGUCUUCAGCCUGUUGGAUGAGAUCCGCAACCACGUGCACUCUGACGGCUCGGGCCGUCGCAGUUUGGAGUCCCUGUGCCUCCAGGUGACGGACUUGUUGCCGGGGUUACGGCGGAUGCAGUCUGUGCUGCCGGAGCACGGAUGCCUGCUCAUCUCUCCCGGCAACUACUGGCAGAACCAACGGGAGCUCUUCGACUCGGACCCCAACCCCCUCAAGACCAUCCAGAAGCACGAACCCAAAGGACUACACACGUCGGCCACGCUGAGAGACCUGCUGUUCGGCGUCCCGGGGAAGCACACAGGCGUGAGUCACUACAACAGGAAGAGGGUGGUGACGUACACAAUCACCUUGGUGCUGUCCAGCUACCAUGCAAGGUUCCUCGCCAGCCUGCGAGCUCGCCUGAAGCAUCUCCACCCGUCCAACAACUGCAGCCUGAAGGACGAGCGCAUGGUGCACGUGCACUUCAAGGAGGAGAUCGGUGUGGCGGAGCUCAUCCCGCUGGUGUCCACGUACAUCAUCCUCUUCGCCUACAUCUACUUCUCCACACGUAAGAUCGACCUGGUGAAGUCCAAGUGGGGUCUGGCUCUGGCCGCCGUGGUCACGGUGCUUAGCUCUCUGCUCAUGUCGGUGGGACUGUGUACGCUCUUCGGCCUGACGCCCACGCUCAACGGAGGGGAGAUCUUUCCAUAUCUGGUGGUGGUGAUCGGCCUGGAGAAUGUCUUGGUCCUCACCAAGUCUGUGGUGUCCACGCCUGUGGACCUGGAGGUCAAACUGCGCAUCGCUCAGGGCCUGAGCAACGAGAGCUGGUUCAUCAUGAAGAACAUGGCCACCGAGCUGGGCAUCAUUCUCAUCGGAUACUUCACGCUGGUGCCGGCGAUCCAGGAGUUCUGUCUGUUUGCUGUCGUGGGUCUGGUGUCCGACUUCUUCCUGCAGAUGUUCUUCUUCACCACAGUGCUCUCCAUAGACAUUCGCCGCAUGGAGCUGGUUGACCUGCACAGACACAUGGCUCCGCCCAUACAGGAAGUGCGCCGUCCCCCACGGCCCUCCCCUCAUACCAUCAACCUGCGACCGCCCAAGAGAUUGCGACUUGUCUACUUCCUGGCCCGCAAACGCCUGGCUCAGCGCAUCAUCAUGGUCAGUACUGUGAUCUGGAUCGGUAUUCUUGUCUACACCGACCCAGCUGGACUGCGCAUCUACCUGGCUGCACAGGUGUCAGAUCAAAGCCCUCUCGGGGACCCCGGGGGCGGAGGCAUGAGCCCCCACCUGGAGGUGGCCCCCGUCUUCCGUGGAGGAGAUCCGACCAGCACUCUGACUGAGCGUUGGGCGCCGGACCCCACGCCCAUACCCGACAACCCCCCACAGGGACAGUCCGUCCCGCAUCCGCCGCCCGCCGUACCACAGAUCACAUGGGAGUCUGAGGAUGAGGAAGUAUGGAGGAAGUUGUCAUUCAGACAUUGGCCUUCGCUCUUCAGCUACUACAACAUCACGCUAGCGAAAAGGUACAUCAGCAUCCUUCCCGUCAUUCCCGUCACCCUCCACGUCAGCCCCCAGGAAGCCAUAGAGGCAAGGCACCCACAGGACACCCAGCACCCUCUCCCGCCCAUUCCGCAGGUCCCGCAUCUUCAGACAGACCUGACGCUCUACAAGGUGGCGGCUCUGGGUCUGGCGGCUGGCGUCCUGCUGGUUCUGCUGCUCCUCUGUCUUUACCGGAUCCUCUGUCCUCGAAACUACGGGCAGAUGGAACGGCGCCGCCGCCGCCAAGGGGAGCUGCCCUGCGACGGCUACGGUUACUCGGCGCCCAUCAGCGAGAUCUCGCCGCUUCUGCUGAGCGGCCACAUGAUGGACAUCGAGUGUCUGGCGAGUGACGGGAUGCGACUUGCGAGCUGCUGCCUGGCGGGACAGAUCCGUGUGUGGGAUGCCCUGACGGGGGACUGCCUGACUGUUAUCCCCAAGCCGGGGAGCAUCUCCUGGGGGGAAGCGCCCGUGGCAGCCACCCACUCGGACCAUUCAAGCAUUGAAGGUUCUGACCCCUCCGAGGACGAGGUGAACUCAUUACGGUAUCGCCCGUCUCGCUUCGAAGGCCAGCCGGACAUGACGCCGCUCAUCAACUUCAACUUCUCCCCGCCGCCCAGUCCCCGCACCCCGCCGUCUGGCAGGGCGGGCUUCGACUUUGGCCGUCUGGUGGCGCCUCUCCACACGGAGUACAUGCUCCCGUCGCCGCUCGCCUACAUCGGUCCCUCCUCGCCACACUCCGGCGGCACGCUCCGCAAGCGGGGCGCCUCGGUGCAGGCCGCCGACCCUCCCCCCUCCUAUGACAUGAGCGCCAUGCAAGGCUCCGUGUGGUCCAUGGAGCUCAACGGGACUCUGAUCGCUGUGGGGAGGAGCAACGGCGUACUGGAGCUGUGGGACGCCGCGCAAGGAUGUGUGUACUGCACAAACGACUGCAGCGCCUCUGGAAUCACAGCUCUCAUCUUCCUGGACAACAGAAUCGUGGUCGCGCGUCUUAACGGCUCGUUGGAUUUCUUCAGCGUGGACGUCAACAGUCCUCUGGUCGUAAUUCAGCUCCAAGGCGCUGGCGGCAAGGACUCCAUCAGCUGCACGCUGACGCGCUCGGUGCAGUGCGCUCACCAGAAGCCCAUCACGGUGCUGCGAGCCGCUGCCGGCAGGGUGGUCACCGGCAGCCACGAUCACACCAUCAGGGUGUACCGUCUGGAGGACUCGUGCUGCCUCUUCACGCUGCAAGGUCACUCGGGGGGGAUCACCGCCAUUUACAUCGACCAGACCAUGGUCCUUGCGAGCGGCGGCCAGGACGGCGCCAUCUGCCUGUGGGACGUCCUGACGGGCAACCGCGUCAGCCACGUUUACGGGCACCGCGGCGACGUAACCUCGCUGGUGUGCACCACCAAGUGCGUCAUUAGCUCGGGACUGGACGACCUGAUCUGUAUCUGGAACCGCAAGAAGGGAGUCAAAAUGUACUCCAUCCAGCAGGAAGCGGGCUGCGGCGCCAGUCUGGGUCUCAUCUCAGAGUCUCUCCUUGUGACGGGCGGCUUGGGCUGCGUCUCCUUCUGGGACCUCAACUACGGCGACCUCAUCCAGACGGUGUACUUGGGUCCGAGCAGCGACGGGCAGGGCGUGCGGCAGCUGCUGGUGCUCAACAACGCCGCCAUCGUGUGCGACUUCGGCAGCGAGCUGAGUUUGGUCUACGUGCCCUCGGUGCUGGAGACAAUGGACUGAGGAGGCGGAGCAGGUUCGAUUGACUAUGGACUCUUCUUACCUUUCAGUUCCUGCUGCAUCUCAUGUGACCUGCUGCCUUCCGCGACACACACACAUGCGUUUCUUUUUAUGUAUAGAUGGAUUAUUUAUUAGCGGUACUUUAGCUCUGAAAAAUUAUUUUGGCGGGGGCAUGAAGUGCUUGCGCUGGGGAACAUUCCUUUUUACCCCGCACCCCUGUGAGGUUACUGAUACUGUUGACGGGACCCAGGUGCACAUGACCUCUGUGCAUAUCAUGUUUACAUGGACUAAGUUUUUUAACGUUUUGGACCAAGCAAGCAAACUUCUGGAGGGGGAGGGGCCGACUCACAUUUAGACAGGAAACCCCGCCCCCUCCUCCCUUGACUGGUGGCGUGGAUUUAACUUAUUGACUUUUGUAACAGAACUUUGUACUAAUAUUUUCAAUAAAGAUGCUUUUAUAGGACAA